AUGGGGAGGUACCUGAUCAUUGUUCCAGCUGCACUGCCUUACCCCUCCUCCCAGAGGGUGUGCUUGGACCUGCGUGGGGUGGAGAAGCCUAUUCGUGUGGCCUUAACUCUGGUGCAUUCAUCUGGCAACCUCAGCCUCUACCGCAAGGUUGUCAGGAACAGCUGGAUCUUGGAGUGUGCCAGAUUUCAGGUCCCCCGCCCUGCCAGCACCCAGGAGGUGUGCACUGUCCACUUGCGCAUCUCCAACGGCCACUACUUCAAUGCAAACGAGGAGAAGCAGGUCCUGAUGCACAGGGCUGGCACAGGCACUUUCAUCCAGAUGGAUAAGCCCAUCUAUAACCCAGGACAGACAGUGAGAUUCCGGAUCGUGACGUUGACCGAGGAUUUUGCUCCCAUAAACAGCAAGUACUCUGUGGUGGAAGUCCAGGACCCAAACCAAAACCGUGUUGGCCAGUGGCUGGAUGUGAGAGCAAAACAGGGCAUUGCAGAGCUCUCCUUCCAGUUAGCUGCUGAACUCGCUCUGGGGACUUACACCAUCCGUGUGGUGAACCCAAAAGCAUCCAGUACCUUUAAGGUGGAGAAACGUGAGGUGCAAAGGUUUUAUGUUUUCUUCGAGGGACCAGCUCAGAUUUAUGCUUCAGAUAAAACUUACCCACUGCGGGUGUGCGGCAGGUACAGCUAUGGAAAAGCAGUGCAAGGCACCAUGCAAGUGACUCUGUGUCAGAAGGCAAGGAGGCAUCCUCAGAAUGCCAGCAGGAACACCUGUAGGGAAUACAGUGGUCUGACCACAAGCAAGGGGUGCUUCACAUCUCCUGUAAGCACAUCAGCCUUCAACUUGUCUCCCACCGAGGAAGAGAGCAAGAUCUAUGCCAAAGCUUCUCUCCUGGAGACGGGCACAGGUGUGCAGAUCAACACCUCCAGACAAAUCCUCAUCUCCAGGACAGCUGCAAGGGCAGUGUUUGAGACACCAAAUGCCUAUUACAUCCCUGGAGUGCCCUACAGGGGAAAGAUUAAGCUUCAGGACCACCAUGGGCAUGCUAUGAAAAACAGCAAAGUGUAUCUUGUGAUCAAGUUCCUGAGGCGUCAGUUUAUCAAGACAUACAUCACAGAUGACCAUGGAACAGCCUUGUUCAACCUGGACACCACUGCCUGGAACAGCUCAUCAGUCUCUUUGGAGGUCUCUGGGAAAGCUGGAAUUAUUGUCAGGGGCCAGAGGAGUGUCCAGGUCGGGAAGCUGAACAGUAAGUCUGUGGCAGCUAGAAACUGGGAGGACCCAGUGUUGAAGGGGUCCUUCUCCAUUCCUCUGACCUUCACUGCUGACUUCACCCCAUCACCUUCCCUGGUGGUGUAUGCCAUCUUUCCCAGUGGAGGGAUAGCAGCUGACAGCAUCCACUUUGAUGUUGCCUUGUGCUUCGAAACCCAAGUCAAGGUUGGAUUCUCAGCUAAAGAAGCCCACUCAGGGUCAACAGUGCAGCUCCAACUUCAGGCAGCCCCUGGCUCCCUGUGUGCAGUACAGGCAGUAGAUGAAAAUAUGUUCUUCAUGAGACCAGAGGCUGAGCUGACAAGCCAAAUGGUCUAUGGUUUGUUCCCUGCUGCCCACCGACACGGAUACCCUGCCCAGGUAGCAGAGCACUGUGUGCAGUCCCAGCCCACAGCAGCUUCCCUGCGAGGGAAGCCACAGGAUUCCUUCCAGCCUGACAUCUUUAAACUUUUCUGGAACAUGGGUCUGAAGAUCUUCUCAAAUCUUGUGAUCAAGAAGCCGUCUCAGUGCCUUCAUCGGGCGGACAGGAAGCCGCCCGCAGGGUUGCCUCCUACAGAAGACCGAAGAAUUAUUAAGGAACAUCCCCAGUUUGCAGCUCACAGAAGACUUCACCACUAUUUCCCUGAACCUUGGAUCUGGAAUCUGUUCUCUGUUGGCUCCAACAGCAGCAGCAGUGUCCUCAUCACAGCACCUGAUGCUACCACAGAGUGGAAAGUCAAGACAUUCUGCUUGACCGGGAGAGGAUUUGGCCUUGCCCCUACCAUAAGCUUCAGAACAGUCCAGUCCUUCUUUGUGGAUGUGACACUGCCACAUUCUGUUAUCCAAGGAGAGACCUUCACACUGAAAGCUACUGUCUUCAGCUACUUGCAGCAGUGCAUACAGAUCCAUGUGACCCUGGCUAAAUCCUCAGACCUCCAUCUGGAGCCAUGCCGGACCUGCAGGGACAAGGAGUGUCUGUGUGCAGAGGAGUCCAAGACCUUCGUAUGGAAUGUGACAGCAGUCCAGCUGGGGACCCUGAAUGUCACAGUGCGGACAGAGGUGCUGGAAUCCACGCCGUGGUGUGGAGGCAGGAGGCCCCUGCCAGCUGCCCUGAGGAGGAGGCAUACACUGCUCAAACACUUACUGGUCCGGCCAGAAGGUGUCUUAGUGGAGAAGUCCUACAGCUCCCUUCUCUGCCCAAGAGGAGGAAGCAUAUCUGAAGAGCCCGUGUCCCUUCGCCUCCCUGACAGUGCAGUGAAGGGAUCUGCCAGUGCUUCCCUUUCCAUCUCAGGUGACCUCAUGGGGCUGGCACUGCAGAACCUGAACCACCUGGUGCAGAUGCCCCUUGGCUGUGGGGAGCAGAACAUGGUGCUGUUUGCCCCUGUUGUCUAUGUGCUGCAGUACCUGGAGAAGAUGAGGCAGCUGACCCCUGAGAUCAAGGAGAGGGCCAGAGGGUUCCUGCGCAACGGGUAUCAGAUGCAGCUCCUUUACAGGCACAGAGAUGGGUCGUACAGUGUAUUUGGGCAGCAAGAUGGGGAAGGGAACACUUGGCUGACAGCUUUUGUGGUCAAAAGUUUUGGCCAAGCCAGAAAAUACAUCUAUGUAGAUGAAAAGAACAUCCAGGAUGCCCUGCGCUGGCUAGAGCAGAAACAGCUCCCCAGUGGCUGCUUUGCCACCAAAGGAAGCCUCUUUCACUCCUCCCUUAAGGGCAGCAUGGACGAUGAAGUCUCCCUGGGUGCGUACGUCGCUGCAGCGCUGCUGGAGAUGGGUCAGCCGCUGAAGAGCAAGAUGAUGCAGGCCACCCUCCGCUGCCUGCAGCAGGCGGUUCACAAUGUCACAAACACCUACACAGAAGCCAUACUGGCCUAUGCUUUUGCCCUGGCUGGGGACUAUGAGACAACCCAGGAGCUGCUGUAUAAACUGGAGGAACAAGCCAUCAAAUCAGGAGGACAAAUCCACUGGAGUCCCAAGCCAAGCUCCCCAGCUUCCACAAACUUCUGGCCUGAUACUCAAUCAGUGGACAUAGAAUUGACAGCCUAUGUGCUCCUGGCAUACCUGUCUAAGCCACGGGUGCAUGGAGGAGACAUGGCAACUGCAGCUGGGAUUGUGGCAUGGCUGAGCCAGCAGCAGAAUGCCUAUGGGGGAUUUGCCUCCACCCAGGAUACAGUUGUGGCCUUGCAAGCCUUAGCUAAAUAUGCAGCAAGGACAUUCAGCACAUCAAGCCAGGCACUUGUGAGGGUGAAGUCCCAGAGGGGCUUUGAGAAGUCUUUCCAAGUCAACCGCCAGAAUCGAUUUGUGGUGCAGCAGGCAGCACUGACAGAGGCCAAAGGCAGCUUCCUGGUGCAGGUCCAUGGCAGCAGCUGUGUCUUGACUCAGAUAGUGCUGAGGCACCAUGAGCAUCCCCAGCAGGCUGCUGUAACCUUCACUCUGAACGUCAACACAGAGCUGACCAACUGCAGCCAGGCCAAUGCACGUGUCCUCACCGUCAGCAUCCUUGCCAGCUACAUUGGGAGCAGAGUCACAUCCAACAUGGUGAUUGUGGAGGUCUCCCUGCUGUCUGGGUUUAUCCUGGCUCCCAGAUCUAGGAUGCUGCUGGAGCAGAAAAGCAUCGUUAAGAAACUGGAAGUGAAAGCUGAUGUGGUCUACAUUUAUCUGGAGAAGCUCAGUGAUGAAUCCCAGACUUUCAUUCUGCAACUGGAUGAAGUAAUUCCUGUAAGGAACCUGAAGCCAGCCAGCGUCAGAGUCUAUGAUUACUACCAGCCAGAGGAGCAUGCCUCGGUGGAAUACAGUGCUGUCUGCAGCUGA
Dryobates pubescens (Downy woodpecker) is the source of this 4044-nucleotide messenger RNA. RefSeq names its product alpha-2-macroglobulin like 1 (gene A2ML1). Gene Ontology annotation, cellular component: extracellular region. The record is from RefSeq and is a predicted model, not a curated record. Bases 1 to 4044 code for a protein of 1347 amino acids. The transcript is spliced from 35 exons. Gene Ontology annotation, molecular function: endopeptidase inhibitor activity. Lineage: Eukaryota; Metazoa; Chordata; Aves; Piciformes; Picidae.